GGUUCGUUGUCGCGCGUGAGCGUAUCGUUUCACUUUUUUUUUUUUUUUUUUUCAAAUUUUAAAUUUCAUUUUUCUUUGGCUGUGCUGUGCAUUAUACUGGAUAACCUUUCCUUUGGCGAAUGCGGCACGUUUCCUUCUUGAGCUGUUGAGUGUGUCAAAAAGAGAAGAAAAAUAAUAAAACAAGUGACGUCAAGAGGAAGUAUGCAAAACACAUCAAACGACUCGGAAACAAACAAACAAAACAAAACAAAAGUGAGAAAUGUUUCGUACUGGCGAGCGUAACAGCCGGCGAAUCGGGAAUGUGAAGUGUCUACAUCUCUCUUGGCGGAUAUUUCGCACCUAUCGCGAUUAAUAACUGUUCAAAAAACCGCAAUGAAGUUGACAGCCUGGCCGUGUGCUGCUGCUCACCACCCGCCAUCGCUCCGCGUUCAAUGGCCACCAGCCCCAGACGAAAUUCAUCGUCGUCGUUUCAGUCUGCGGCCGUCAGCCGCUACGAUCGGACGCUUCGGUUCGGGGUUGCGCUGGUGUUGUUGUUCGUGUUCUUUUUCGCGUUCGCUAAAUAACACACACACACACAUACAUUUUUUUUCUUAUUUACACACAGGCACGGACAACACACACACACACAACACCUCUCUCACACACACCCAAACACCAAAUUUCAAUUUUUUCUAUUUUGCGCUGUCCAGUCAAGACAAAAGACUCACACACACACAUACCCAGUCUAACAGAAGAAAAAUUCAAAAUUGUAUUUUUUUUUUGGGUGGGAAAUCUGCUGUACGAUCGAUAUUAUCAUCGGAAACCGGUCAAACACAAAAUCAUUUCGAGUCCAUCGUCGCUUUGUCCGUUUGACGUUUCAUUCAUAAACUCUUGGACGAAAGUGAAAUUGCCAAUUUUCGAGACCAAUUCGUGAAAUUCAUUGACAACCCAAAUCAUCACUGCCACCACAAGAAGAAGAAAUAAGUGUCGAGUUCGCCUCGUGUCGAGUGUGCAUGUGUCUCUGUGUGUGUGUAGCAUCACAAUCGCCAUCAUCGUCCAACCUGUGGUGCCCGCGCCAGUGCGGAUUCGAUCCUUUUCGAACUUUGGCGCGCCGUCAUUUCGUGGCCGCCGUUCACAUCGCGCGGAAAAAGAUUUUACCGCGACCAAAAAAAGGGCGACUGCUGCUGCUUGCUGCUGCCAUUCCAUCGCCACAAACUAUUAUUAGGUGACUGAAAGGAGCGUGUAUCUUUUGACUCAUUAAAAAUCAGAAAGAAAGGCAAGACAACAAGGCGGAAUUAUCUCCUCUCGUCGCCCGCGUUCAUUGUCACUUCCAAAUUCGGAUAUUAUCCCAUACACGACCGGGAAGGAAUAGCCCCUCCAGCAACAGACUGGAAAUGUCAUCAACUUGAGACGAUCGAAAUUUCAAAAUUCAACGCGCAGAGAUCGGAAUUAAAAAUUUGAGCGAAUUGACCAGACCCGAAAAAAAAAGAAAAAAAAGUGACUUGAUUGCCUUCGUCUUUUUUGAUCGAUCAGAGUGCGAACCCAAUGGCCAGCCAGCCAAACAGUAGCAGCAGCGGCUACGAGAUGAGCCAAGAUGAAAAGAGACACAAGAGUCGAAGGUGGCGCGGCCUAUUCGCCAUCGCCAUCGCCUCUUGCCUCUUGGCGCUUAUCGCCGCUCCCCUGUGGUCGCUCAUCGGCGAUCAUCGUCAGUCCAUCACAGAUGACACGACCACCGCCACGACGGUAGACACCAACCCGAGGAGGACCAAACCCAACCCAGACGAAAUGCAUUUCACAUCAGACGGAGGAGCGGGAGGAGCCGUCUAUGUCUGGCCGCAACGGUUGGCCGCCGACGACGCCGACGUCGUCGUCCAGGCAACCAACGAGCGUCACUAUCGUCGCCGGAGGGAUCUCGUCUGGCAUCCGCAUCCUUCCUACCAGCUCACCCUUCAGGACGGAUCGUCUUGGGGACGGCUGGAUCUAGAACCGGCCGGCGACGACCAACUCUUCGUCAGCGGACGGGCCGACGUGAUCCAGCUCAUUGACGAAGCCAACAACGUGUCGUCGUCAAUGAAACCGGACGAUUGGCGGCCACUUCGAGGCUGUUUCUACCGCGGUCAAGUCGUCCAGCACCCACCACUGAACCAGCAGGCAGGAGCGGCCGCUCCUGGCCGGGACUCCAAGGUCGUCCUCAGCCUGUGUCACGGACUGACUGGCCAUAUACGGACGAGUGGUGGCAGUUUCUUCAUCGAACCGUCGCCACUGACCGAUGGCAAUCGAGUGGACCACAGCCAAACGACAGGUGCCGUCCGCCACGUCAUCUACCGCGUCCGGCACCCGUUCCGGUUCGAGCAGCCGCUGCCAUCCAGUUCGACGAGUCGUCCCGUUCGAGCCCAGCGAGAUGAUUCCCAUCAUCAUCCGCCAUCCGACGGCGCACCUCCAGAUGAGCCAGAAGAAGAGGUUGACGUCGGUGGGCGUCGGCGACGUCGUUCCGUCUCGCAGGAGCGAUUCGUCGAGAUCCUGGUCGUGGCCGACGGCAAGAUGGUCUCCUAUCACGGCGACAACUUGGUCCAUUACAUCCUCACUCUCAUGUCUGUCGUGUCGCUGAUUUACAAGGACGCCAGUCUCGGUAAUCCUGUCCAGAUCGCCGUCGUUCGAAUGCUCCUGCUCAAGGAUCAAGAGUUUGUAUUGACAACAGCCACCGGUGACGACUCGGCCAGCAGCAGCAAAGAAUCGCACGAAAUACUGGACAGCCGCCCCGGUAAAUCGGCGUCGGAGAUGUUACGUAAUUUCUGCAAGUGGCAACGGGUUUUCAACGACAUGGACGACUCGAGUCCUUACCAUCACGACACGGCCCUCCUGCUGACAAGGGAAAACAUUUGCCGGAAUCCUCAAUUGCAGAAAUGUGACACGCUGGGACUAGCCGAGCUGGGCACCAUGUGCGACAGCUCCAACUCGUGUUCCAUCGUCCAAGACAAUGGGCUCAGCGCCGCCUUCACCAUAGCUCACGAACUGGGUCACGUACUGAACAUGCCACACGACGACGAUUUCAAGUGUCAGCAAUUUGUCGAGUCGACGGGCGGCGUUCACAACGUCAUGUCGAGGAUGCUGGAUCACAACACUUUCCCGUGGGCCUGGUCCAAUUGCAGCCGCUAUUUCAUCACCGAGUAUCUCGAUGGCGGUUAUGGCGAAUGUUUGCUGGAUAAACCGUCGACGGAUCUCCUGGAUGCCCAUCGCGCUGCCAAGAAACUGCCCGGCGAGAACUUUGACGAGAACAAACAAUGUGAACUGGUCUUUGGACACGGAUCGAAAAUCUGUCCUUACAUGCCGCCCUGCAAGCGAUUGUGGUGCACGACGUCCGGCGGCGAGCAGGAAGGUUGCCGAACCCAGCAUAUGCCUUGGGCUGACGGAACGGCUUGCGGAAGAGGCCGAUGGUGCCGGCACGGUACUUGCCUAUCCCGCGAUGUCAAAAGUCUGGAACCCGUCGACGGAAAUUGGGGAUCCUGGCAAGAAUGGAUGAUGGGGACUUGCUCCCGGACUUGCGGCGGAGGCGUCCAGCGAUCCACCAGGAACUGCGACAAUCCAGCACCGUCCAACGGUGGAACUUUUUGCCUUGGGAAACGUGUCCGUUAUCGUUCGUGUAACAUCCAAGAAUGCCCGGCAGGCACUCCCGAUUUCCGUGAGAAGCAGUGCUCCGAUUUCAACAGCAACAACUUCAACAUCCAGGGACUUCCAGCCGACGUCAAAUGGGUCCCGAAAUACGCCGGAAUUAGUGUGAAGGAUCGUUGUCGCCUGUACUGCCGAGUGGAACAGUCGAGCGCUUACUACCUGCUCAAGGAUAAGGUAAUCGAUGGCACCAGCUGCGGCCCUGACACGGACGAUAUUUGCGUCAACGGCAUCUGCAAGCCGGCCAGCUGCAACCACGUCCUCGGCCGCAAGGAACAACUCGAUCUUUGCGGUGUCUGCGGAGGAGACAACUCGACUUGUGUCAUUCUCAACGGCGGCUAUAACAGCACUCAGUAUGGCUACAACACCGUGACGCGGAUACCGGCCGGCAGCUCGUCGCUGGACAUCCGCCAGCGAGGCUAUCAGGGCUCCAACCGAGACGACAACUAUUUGGCUCUUAUGGACCCGCAGACGGGCGAGUACCUCCUCAACGGCAAUUUCGUCGUCAGCAUGUUCCAGAAAACGAUCCAAUUUGGCGGAACGACCAUCGAAUACACGGGCUCGGAUGCCGUUGUCGAACGACUCAAUUCUUCCAAGCCGCUCAAGAAAGAUGUCGUCGUCCAGGUUCUGUCUGUGGGUAAUCUCUACUCGCCGGAUAUUUGGUACCAAUACGUUGUGUCUCGAGCCGAAGGCAAAAGUCCGUCUUACCACUGGAAGUUGCAGGAACAAUGGUCGGCAUGCAGCAAACUCUGCCACGGUCAGCAGUUCCGAAAACCGAUUUGCGUCCAGGCAACGGGCGGUUUUCAAAAGAUGCCGGAGGAAUACUGUUCGGCCUCUCCGCCUCCUCCGCCCACCGAGACGCAACCUUGUCAGACCCAGUGCAUCCUCAGAUGGCGCGUGAUUCACCAUUCCGAGUGUUCGGCUCACUGCGGCAUGGGCGUCCGCAACGUGACUAAGCAGUGCGAACAAGAAACUCUGCUGCCACAGCAACAACAACAACAACAUCCUUCGGCUCAUACCGUCCCGGUCGACGAUCGGCACUGCCGUCACUUGAACGACCCACCGCCAGAUACGGAGCCUUGCAAGGGCACUUGCCACUCAGCCCAUUGGCAAUUCCAUCCAUGGAGCCAGUGUUCGUUGACGUGUGGGGGCGGAGUCCAGACCCGAAAGGCUCAUUGCGUCGACCUCAACGGCCGCGUCAUUGCCGAUUCCAAUUGCCCGGUCGAGGAGAGAGUCCUUCGACAGAGUUGCCACAUGGAGAGCUGCCCGCGAUGGGAGGUCGGAGAGUGGACCCCGUGUUCGGUGAGUUGCGGGACGGGCGAGCGCCAACGGGGCUACUGGUGCCAACUCGAGAACCACGUCAUCGCCAAAAGCUACUGCUAUCCGGUCCGGCCUCCCGUCCACAAGGAGGCCUGCCACAUGGGUGACUGUCCCCAAUGGCACGCCACUCAAUGGGGCCAGUGUUCCGUCACGUGUGGAGUUGGACAAGCCGAGCGGAUCGUCGGAUGCCGCAUGGAGAAUGGCAGUGUCGUCGAUUCGACCUUUUGCGCUGGUCAGGACAGGCCGGCGUCCAUUCAACAGUGUGUCGAAUAUCCGUGUCCGACAGAACCACCGACAACGACAUCGACUUCAACAACCCAGGCGACUCCUACAACUCAACAACCAUCCACUACUGCCAUUUUCCCCACCAGUGCCGUCCCGGCGGCUUCUCUGGCUCUGGCCGGUUUCCGCCCACAGCCAAUGGAGAUCCACAAUAUCGAUCCGGCAAUUAACAGUCUCGAUCCUACCGACUGGAACCCAGAAUCUAAUGAUAUUCCUCGUAUUGUUGCUGCCUGGAGGACAGGAACUUGGGGACAAUGUUCGUCGACUUGCGACGGUGGCUAUCGGAUGCGGACUGUCGUCUGUUACGACAUGAUGGCCAGCCGGGAAGUGGAUCAAGCUCAUUGCUCUGAUCCGGCACCAGUUGGCGUCGAGAAAUGCGCAGCUCACCCGUGUGCUGCCUGGAUCCCACACAAUUGGACUUCCUGUUCCGUUACCUGCGGCAUGGGAGUAUCCGUCCGCGUUGUCGAGUGUCAAUUCCUGUUGAAUAAUUCCGGCGCACCGGAUGAGAUGUGCUCUGCGCUAGAAAAGCCACCCACCGAGAAGAGCUGUUCCGCAGCGCUGGCCGUUUGCAUCGGAUCGCCCAUCUCGCAUUCCGUUUCCGUUGAACACAAUCACACUUCCAAAAUGCCGCAGUGGAGGACCGGGUCUUGGGGUUCGUGCUCGAAAACCUGUGGCGCCGGAUUCAAACGGCGACAGGUGGUUUGCCACGAUGAACUCUUCAAGGAUUCUGAUGGAUGCAUUCCGGCCAAACGGCCACAGGACACAGUUCACUGCAACACGGACCCUUGCCCUACAUGGUCUUCCGGUGAAUGGAGUUCUUGUUCCAAGUCGUGCGGAGGAGGGACGCAAACCCGGCCUGUCACUUGCCGUGAUCACCUGGGUCAAACUUUGCCCGAUCAUCGAUGCCAUCCAGCCGGAAGGCCAGAGUACAGCCAGAGUUGCCACACCGAUCCUUGCCCAACCGAGCCGCCGGUUCCGGAGAAAACCUACCGAUGGAAAACGGCCGCUUGGACUACGUGCUCAAAAACGUGUGGCAAAGGGGACCAGUACCGUGAAGUUUACUGUCAGGAAGUUGAAGGUCGAGUGCGAGUGGACGAGAACCGUUGCCCGGAAUCGAGUCGGCCUCGAUCGCGACGCGGAUGUAACAAGGCCGCCUGUCCUUACUCGUGGGAAGUGGAGAAUUGGUCCGAAUGUUCCCAUCCGUGCGGCGCGGGCAUCCAGCACCGGCGGGUCACUUGCCAUCGAGUCAACUCACACGAAUGGAUCGACCCGGAACCGGUUUCAUUCGGAUGCAAUUCCACCCAGAGGCCGGCCGACCUGCAGGAAUGCAGUCUUGGCAACUGUCACGCUCUGUACGCGUGGCGGGCCUCGGCUUGGCAGCCCUGCACCGCGUCCAAAUGCGGCCGCCAGGGUUUCCAGAAACGAUCGCUGGCAUGCGUCAACAGCCGCACCGGUUCCAGGGUCUCGCGAUCCUACUGCCCGCAAGAAUUCCGACCCAUCCGCAAGAGGCGAUGCCGGGCCUCUCCAUGCGGCUACGUGUCGUGCAAAGAUGUCCAGUUGCGGAGCGCCACCGGCAAGGACCGGAAGACUCCGCCUGCGGACGGCCCGUACACUUUGAUUGUGGCCGGCAAGAACAUGACGAUUUACUGCCAUUUGAUGAACACCUCGUCUCCGCUCGAGUACCUCACGCUCACGACGGGACACCAAGAUAAUUACGCCGAAGUUUACGACAAAACGUUGAUACGGCCUGAUAGCUGUCCUUAUCAAGGAGCACGCAAAGAUUCGUGCGACUGUUUCUUGAACCGGCGUUCAACGGGAACCACCUCCUUCAACAAAAUCCGGCUCAAUGUCACCUCGUUGCGUGUCGACAGUAAAUCCCGUUUGAUAUUAUGCGCUAUAAGUUCAAAGCUAUUUUUUCCUUUUCUUUUUUCCUUGCCGGCACAAAAGUUUGUCCGUCAAAGGAAAAAAGAAAAGAAAAAAAGUUUCGUUUCAUUUUCCGUUUUUCCCCGUCUGUGGUUUUUGAUUGAUUGGAUCACAGGUCACGAUUUCACGUUCGCCCGACUGGUGAGGGGCCACCAAAUGGUGGGCUACGGCGAGGCGGGAGACUGCUACAGCACGGCCAACUGCCCGCAAGGCCGUUUCAGCAUCAAUCUGCAAGGAACUGGACUGCGUGUCUCGCCGCAUACCAGCUGGGCCGGCCACGGUCAUCGCUCAUCUUUGUGGAUCAACAGACUAGAGGACAAUCAAAAGAUUCAGGGCAAGUGCGGCGGAUAUUGCGGACGCUGUAGCCCCGAUCCUCACGCCGGUCUCAAACUGGACGUUGUGUGAGUCUACCUGUAGAAACUUAAUCUUUUCUUUUUUUAAUUUUGUUAUCAAAAGAAUAUCGUCCCCCGGGACCGGCUGUUAUAUAUUCCGUGUCCCCUAGAACAAGUUCCUGAAUGGAGUUGAAUCACUCUAAAAACAAUUCCCGUUUCAAUUCAAUGGGAGGGCUGUAGGAAGGGAGGAGGGAGGGAGUCGUCAUACAAAAAAAAAAGCACAAUCAUAAAAAAUAGACAUAAAUAAAAGCUCGCCCAGAUACCUGCUCUUAUAUAACUAACUACCCACUGCCGCGUAAAUCAGGGAACAAAAAAAAACGAGAAGAAUUUGUGUUUUGAAACGAAAAAGGCGGCGAAUAAUGGCCCAGCCAUAUCAUCCCCCCAAGUGAAAACAAAAAAAUCAUUCGACAACGAAAUUGAGAAAACUAGCGACCCCCCAACUGCAAACUAUGACGUGUAAAAUAAAGAACAAAUAAAUACUAUAUAUAAAUCAACACACAGAAAAAAAGAAAAAAAAAAUCUAAAUAGCAAUACGAAUUGUAUUAUUAAUAAUUAUUAACAAUUGAGCCCCAACGAAAAACAGAAUUGUAUGUAUUUUGCAGCAUUUGUUAUAAUAUAAGAGAAUUGUUUUUUUGUUUUUUUUGUGAGUGCAAUACUAUCUGGACGAAAAAAUAGCAAAUUUUUUCUUUUUGGAAUUCGUUGUAACAUUCUGUUGAGCUUCCCGCUUCACUUCCGCCAACACUAAUGGACUGACUAGUCAUCAUCAAAACUUUCGUGCUCUCGACAUUCGCGCAAUUUGAGAUUGUUUUUGAUUCUCUUGUAAGGGGCUGCUACAGUAUAAUAUCAACUCUACAUGAAAUUGGAAACAAAUAUUUCUAUGAUGUGUGUGUGUAACCUAAAUGUAUACAUUUUGAAACCAGACGAGAAACUACACAGAAAACGAUCAAUCAAACAAAUGAAUGAGAUGAUCAAUUUUUUUAAAAAUCUUUUGACACUUAAAAUAUGUGACCGUUUAUGCUGAUAUCUAAUAUUAUCUCUGCCAAGCCGACAAGAAAGACAAACAAAUCCACCACUGCCAUGAAAAAUGAUUUCCUCCACUCUCUCUCUCUCUUUUAUUAUCUAAUAUUUGUCUCCUCCUCGGCUCCUCCUCCUCCUUCCAUAUUGACUUUGAUCAAAUUCUGAUGCGGUACUUUUCCCGUCUUGAUCCCUUUUUCUUCUGAUUUCUUUUUCAUAUUUUCUCACUCUCUCUCGUCGUCAGAAGUGGUUGGCUGUGUAUGUCUGUGUGUUUAAGUGCGUGUUGUAUAUAUAUUAAUUCGAAUGAAGCCCCACAUUCUGUCGGCCCGGCGAACGAUGAUGGACAUGACGCGCGUGCCAAAAUGUGGAAUUUUGUCUCCGUCUCAAACAAUGAACUGAAUACAUAAUGACUCCCGAAA
Molecule: messenger RNA, 8995 nt
Organism: Daphnia pulex (common water flea)
Lineage: Eukaryota; Metazoa; Arthropoda; Branchiopoda; Diplostraca; Daphniidae
Gene: AdamTS-A
Product: A disintegrin and metalloproteinase with thrombospondin motifs 9-like
Exons: 31
Coding region: 1525-7575 (2016 amino acids)
Biological process (GO): extracellular matrix organization; proteolysis
Cellular component (GO): extracellular matrix
Molecular function (GO): zinc ion binding; metalloendopeptidase activity
Source: RefSeq, a predicted model, not a curated record